Pantherophis guttatus is the source of this 666-nucleotide messenger RNA. Lineage: Eukaryota; Metazoa; Chordata; Lepidosauria; Squamata; Colubridae. The record is from RefSeq and is a predicted model, not a curated record.
AUGGCAGCAGCCGAAGAGGCACUGAGCGCCAGACCCAUAGAAGCAGGCCUCCACCACCACCUGCACCCCAGGGGCAGCCUACGCCCGGAGGCCUCCAAGGCAGCCCAACACGCAGCGGCAGGGGGUAAGAUGGCACUGAACAGCACAACCAGCUCGUUGCAUCUUUGGCGGAUUGUGGUGGGAGCCACCGAUCUCUCCAAGCUGCCAGAUGACGUGCAGACACACACCGUGAGCAAAGUGGUCCUCCAUCAAGAUUAUAAUCCCCUCACGGAGGAAAACGACAUCGCGCUGAUCAAGCUGGACAGCCCAGUGACGUUCAAUGACUACGUGCAACCGGCCUGCUUGCCUCGGGUCACCAUGGGCUCCGAAACCAACUUCACCAGCUGCUUUGCUACAGGCUGGGGAAUCACGGCUGAAAACAGUGUGAGGACCUCCGAUGUCUUGCAGGAAGCCAAACUGAACAUCUUGGACACCCAGAAAUGCAACAGCAGCGAUUGGUACAAUGGGGCGAUGAGCCCCCACACCUUGUGUGCUGGCUAUGAGGAAGGAGGGAUCGACACUUGCCAGAAUUCUUCCUUUUGCUUUGUUGAAGGAACUGUGGUGGUCUGGUUUGCCCAGAAUGCUCAACUCCGAGAUUUUAUGGAUCAUUACGGUUCUGUCUUGUGA